AGUUGGUGGGAGGCAGAAAGAAGCCUCCUGCCAUCCUCCCAACCAGUGGAGCUUCCACAUUUCCAAAUCUUACCAGUCAACAACUCUCAACUCCCCCACCCUCCCCUUUCCCUUUUUUAAGAACCCUAAUCCCCCUUCCCCCCUCCUGCUGCCAUCAAAACCUUUCCUUUAAUCCCCAUCCCCCCUCAAAUCCCCUCCUUCCCUCUUCCCCCAUCGCCAAAGUCCCAUCUUUCCCUUAAAAAAAAAAAAAAUGCAGAUCCAAUCAACCUCCCUCCCCCUCCUCCUCCUCCUCUUCCUUUCCCUCUCACCCCUCUCCUCCUCCCAACAAAGCUGCACAUCCGACACGUUCUCCCAAAACAGACUCUUUUCUCUCUGCAACUCUCUCCCCGUCCUCUCCUCCACCCUCCACUGGACCUAUCAUCCGGCGAACUCCACCGUCGACGUCGCCUACCGCGCCCCUCAAAAAUCCGACGGAUGGAUCGCUUGGGCUCUCAACCCCACCGGCUCCGGCAUGGAUGGAGCUCAGACAAUCUUCGCCUUCCACGAUUCCAGGAACGUGAUGACCACCGUAUCUUCGCCUAUAACUCUAUCCAAUCCCGUGGUGAAGAACUCGAGUCUUAGCUUCAAGGUUUACAGAAUGGGUUCUGAGUUUUCCAGCAAUAUGAUGACGAUUUAUGCGACGAUUCAGCUGCCGGGAAACAGGACGAGGGUGAAUCAUGUGUGGCAAGCUUCCAAUACCUUCUCUAAUGGAUUGCCGUCCGGUCAUCCGACCACCGGGCCAAAUGUUCAGUCGACGGCGACGCUGGAUUUUCUGUCCGGCCAGUCGUCGGCCGCCGCCGGGAGUUCGAGGCUGCAUCGCAAGAACACACAUGGAGUUUUGAAUGCGGUGAGUUGGGGGAUUUUGAUGCCCAUUGGAGCCAUAAUUGCAAGGUACAUGAGAGUGUUCAAGUCUGCUGAUCCAGCAUGGUUCUAUCUACAUGUUGCUUGCCAGUGCUCUGCUUAUGUAGUCGGAGUCGCCGGAUGGGGGACCGGUCUUAAACUCGGCAGCGACUCGAAGGGAAUCACCUACCACUCGCAUCGCAACAUCGGCAUCACUCUCUUCACCCUCGCUACCCUUCAGGUAUUUGCGUUGCUUUUGAGGCCGAAGAAGGAUCACAAAUAUCGCUUAUAUUGGAACAUAUACCAUCAUGCCGUCGGGUACACCGUCAUCGUCCUCAGCAUUGUCAACAUCUUCAAGGGAUUCGAUAUCUUAGACCCCGACGAAAAGUGGAAGCAUGCUUAUAUCGGGAUCAUUGCGUCGCUCGGAGGCAUCGCCGUGAUCCUCGAAGUCUUUACUUGGGGAGUUGUUUUGAAGAGGAAGAGGGCAGGUGGAUCUGAUAAGUCUCACAAUGGUGUUAAUGGAGUAAAUGGCACUAAUGGUUAUGGUGCAAGACAACAUCAAGGAGUUUAGAAAUCUAAUGUCAUAUAUAUAUAUAUAUAUAUAUAUAUGUGGAGAUUGGAGAAGGAUUUCUGUUAAGGUUUGGUUCUUUUUGUGUGUUUGUUGGCUGAUAUUUUUUAUUAGGGUUUGGGUUUAUAUUAUUAAUUUGUUACUUGGU
Phalaenopsis equestris is the source of this 1595-nucleotide messenger RNA. RefSeq names its product cytochrome b561 and DOMON domain-containing protein At5g47530-like. The record is from RefSeq and is a predicted model, not a curated record. Bases 251 to 1450 code for a protein of 399 amino acids. The transcript is spliced from 3 exons. NCBI's taxonomy places the organism in Eukaryota, Viridiplantae, Streptophyta, Magnoliopsida, Asparagales, Orchidaceae.